Messenger RNA from Fusarium verticillioides 7600, 273 nucleotides. RefSeq lists its product as hypothetical. Lineage: Eukaryota; Fungi; Ascomycota; Sordariomycetes; Hypocreales; Nectriaceae. The transcript has 2 exons. The record is from RefSeq and is a predicted model, not a curated record. Bases 1 to 273 code for a protein of 90 amino acids.
AUGACAACGAAAGAAACCAUCGACAACCUUUGGAAGGAAGGGCUGUCAGGAAGCGCAGAUCUCAAAGACAAGGAUAGGAGCCCCUAUCACGAAUUUUCGGCAGGAACCUUCCAAGACUUUGAAUGUGCGGCCGAAUGUAUUGAAGUAUCGUUUAGGCGCGGUAAUGAGGUAAUUGCGAGGAAAAAGCCACCUGGACAUAUGCGCUCAGUUCCAGGCGAUGUUACUAUUGUCGUGAAUGGUGGGAAUGAGGGCGGAAGAGCAAAAGUGUGGUAG